Messenger RNA from Acanthosepion pharaonis, 1473 nucleotides. NCBI's taxonomy places the organism in Eukaryota, Metazoa, Mollusca, Cephalopoda, Sepiida, Sepiidae. The record is from the annotation of a GenBank genome assembly.
AUGUCAGCCUAUAUUGGUAAACUUAGGAAUAUCACCAAAGAAAUUUGCAAACAGAUUUAUGCAAAAGACAAAAAACAACUGACCACAUUGAAGAGUAAGGUGCAAAUAAAGAGGCAAGAACAAGAUUCCAAAAACAAGGCAAGAGAAAAUGAGAUGACAGAGCGUUUUAAUGCUCUUAAAGAACAGUUUUCUGAAUGGCUUUUGCCUUUGCAAAAUAAGCUUGAGUUGAACUCAGUUAAAGGUGCCUUGAAAACGUUUGUGGAAUUCUCUGAAGAUGUCCCAGAGGAGAUAUAUGAAUCAUCGGAGCUUGAUCUUUGCCUGGAAAAAUUAGAUGACUCUCAUAAGAUACUCAACUGCAAUGAAUUCAGUGAACUAAUCCUGAAUUAUACAGUCAACAUGGAUAAACCUACUUUUAAUUUAUUUCUUUCGCACCUGAACAGGUGCGCUGGUGCCUAUCAAUACUCAGUUAAUUCAGAACAAAGACGUACAGUUUUGAUAAAUUUGUUUGUGGCUUGUGAUCAAAGCCAGCUGGGUGUGUUGGAUCGUCAUCGUGUGUUAGGUUUGUUGGAGGAGUUCUGGGAAGACACCACCGAAGAAAUGAGAGCUAUCCUCAACCAUCCAAAGAGAUAUGUUCUCUCCUUCUUUUUCUCUAAGGUAUUUUUUCUCUCUGUCUCUUUCUCUUUCCACUUUUUCUCUCUGUCCCUUUCUUUCCACUUUUUCUGUCUGCCUUUCUCUUCCCAACCUUUUCCCUUGGCCUCUCUCUUCCCAACCUUUUCCCUCGGCCUCUCUCUGUUUUCUCAUGCCCUUUCUGUUUUUUCACUCUCACUUUUUCUGUGUUUCUUCUUUUGCCUCCAUUUCUUCCAUCUUUCACUUUUAUGCCUUUUAGAUGGUUUGACUCUUCAUUUUUUCUUUUUUCUCCUUUCUCUAUUUUUACCACAUCUUCUUUUUUGCACCCCCUGUAUUUUGCUGUUUCUUCUUUGCCUUACCAUAUUUUAUUUUUCCUCUCCCACCCAUAUUUUCCCGUCUCCUCUUUGUUAUCCCCCACUGACGUAUUUUCCUUCUUCAGUUUGUCAGAAAGUGCAUUUACUUUUCCCCUUUUUUGCUCAUCUUGUAUUUGUCCCCCACCUCUGUCUUUUGGCCCUAGUUCUUUCCUUAAUCUCUACUUCCUUUUUUUUUCUUUCUUUCUUUUUGCACUCUGCUUGGGUUGAUUUCAUUUCUCUUCUCUUGUGUUUAUUUUUUCUUCUUGCUUUUCUCUUUAUUAUUUUACUUUUUUAUUUCUCUCUUGUCUUUGCAUUAUUUCAUUUGUUCCUUUCUUUCUAUUUUCAUCAAUCACAUUAUUGUUCUCUCUUUUUUAUUACCUGUUGUCUAUCAAUUAAAUUCACGUCUAUUUUUCAUGUGGUUGCUGCAAAUACUGUAAUUCCACCUUUUUUCUUAGUUUCUGGAGCCUAUCCGCAUAUAAUGACUUUCAGAUAA